AUGCAAUUAUAUAUAAUAUAUAUAAUAAUAAAUAGACCCGAUCUUUUGCCCUGUGGCCUAACGGUUAGGUGCAACCGUUACAGUAUAGUAAUUAAAAAAGUAGGUUUAUCUUUAUCGCUUACUGAUAAGAAGUGUUAUUUAGAGUAG
This is a messenger RNA of Fusarium pseudograminearum CS3096, 147 nucleotides long. RefSeq lists its product as uncharacterized. Lineage: Eukaryota; Fungi; Ascomycota; Sordariomycetes; Hypocreales; Nectriaceae. The record is from RefSeq and is a predicted model, not a curated record. The transcript has 9 exons. The coding region runs from base 1 to 147 and encodes 48 amino acids.